Messenger RNA from Conger conger (European conger), 2548 nucleotides. RefSeq names its product neural cell adhesion molecule 2-like. NCBI's taxonomy places the organism in Eukaryota, Metazoa, Chordata, Actinopteri, Anguilliformes, Congridae. Gene Ontology annotation, molecular function: protein binding. Gene Ontology annotation, cellular component: membrane. The record is from RefSeq and is a predicted model, not a curated record. The coding region runs from base 87 to 2531 and encodes 814 amino acids. Gene Ontology annotation, biological process: cell adhesion. The transcript has 17 exons.
GAGACGCUCGGGUCGGUCUCCUCUAGUCGACAGUUGUCUCAAGUCACUACAAUCACGGGGAUCUUUCGCUCUACGAACGCGCAGAAAUGAUUCUCACCCUCGUCAGUUUCCUGGGAUUGCUCGCGUGCGGAUGCCAAGCUGUCCUGCAGGUAUCCAUCUCACUGAGCAAGGUGGAGCUGAGUGUGGGAGAGUCAAAGUUCUUCACCUGCACAGCACUUGGAGAGCCGGUCAGUGUGGACUGGUUCAGCCCGCAGGGGGAGCGGAUGGUUCCGUCUCAGCGGGUUCUGCUGCACAGGGAGGGGGUGCGGUCGCGGCUCACGCUCUACAGCGUCAACGUGGAGGACGCCGGCAUCUACCGCUGCCUGGCAACCACUGCCAGCGGCCUGAGCCAGGAGGCCACCGUGGUGCUGGAGAUCUACCAGAAGCUGACGUUCCGGAAUGUGCCGUCCCCUCAGGAGUUCCGCCAGGGGGAGGAGGCCCAGGUGGUGUGUGAUGUCAUCAGCUCACCUGUGCCCAUCGUCUCCUGGUUCUACAAGGAGCAGGAAAUCACACCUGAGUUCUCAGACAGGCUGCAGGUCGUCCCCGGUAACGGGCUGAGGAUCCUGGGGCUGGAGAAGCGGGACGAGGGGCUGUACCGCUGUGAGGCGCGCGUGGAGGCGCGCGGAGAGAUCGACUUCAGAGACAUCAGCGUCAUCGUCAACGUCCCUCCAGUCAUCUCUGUACCUCAGCAGUCCUUCAAUGCUACGGCUGAUUAUCAGGAGUCUGUGACCUUCACCUGCAGAGCCUACGGAUCACCUGAACCUGAGGUUACCUGGAAGAGGAGAGGCCAGCAGGUGGAUCAGUCAGAGCGCUAUGUGUUGAAGCCCCUGGGCAGCUCUCUGACGGUGCGGGGCAGCUCUCUGAUGGUGCGGGGCAGCUCUCUGACGGUGCGGGGCAGCUCUCUGACGUUGCGGGGCAUCACUCAGGGAGACGGGGGGCCCUACAUCUGUGUGGCCCAAAACAAGGCUGGAGUCGCCCAGCAGGAGCUGUUCCUCAAGGUGUUUGUGCAGCCCAGUAUCACGGUGCUGGUGAACGUGACGGUGGUGGAGGGGGGUGUGGCAGUGCUCUCCUGCAGUGCGGAGGGAGACCCACUGCCUGGUCUCACCUGGAGGAGGGCCAGCGAUGGACUGAGCUUCAGAGAGGGGGACAAGAGUGCAGACGGCCGGGUGCAGGUUCAUGGGCAUCAUGGGAAGUCCACUCUGAGCAUCUCUGCAGUGAGGCUGCAGGAUCGAGGGCGCUUCGACUGCGAGGCUCUGAGUCGCAUAGGAGGCCAUCAGAAGAGCAUGUACCUGGACAUCGAGUACGUGCCGGUGUUUGUGAGCACUCACACCAGGUUCUUCUCCUGGGAGGGAAACGCUGUGAACCUGAGCUGUGCGGUGCAAGCGCACCCGCCCGCCGUGUUGCUAUGGCAGCGAGACAGGCUGACCGUCGGCACGACGACCGAGGGCCCCGGCAACGCCCGAGUCUACAGCGCCGAGGGCCGCUCCCUGCUAGAGGUGACCCCGCUGUCAGACGGAGAUUUCGGGCAGUACAGCUGCACGGCCAGAAACAGCAUCGGAGCUCGAGUGCAGCAGUUCAUCCUGGCACAGGCAGACGUGCCCUCCAGCCCCUCCUCGCUGCGCUCCAGCUCCGUCUCCCAGCGCAGCGCCAUGGUAACCUUCACGCCGCCCGAGUCUCACGGAGGUGUUCCCGUCACCGGCUACCUGGUCAGGUACAGGAGCACCAGCGCCCCCCACUGGACAGAGACCUCCUCACAUGGGCUGCAGACGAUGGUGCCCCUCUCAGGGCUGGAUCCUAACAGCACGUAUGAGGUGCGCGUGGCGGCCUUCAACGGGAGAGGUCCGGGAGAGUUCAGCCGCACAGAGACCUUCCACACACUGCCCAUCCGAGAGCCGAGCCCCCCCCUGGUGCGGGGGCAGAGGGAGGCGGGGCAGGCCUACAGGCUGGGCGUGUUCAAGCAGGACGACGGGGGCUUGCCCAUCCUGGAGUACAUUGUCAAAUACAGGCUGGAGCAGGAGCAGGGCUGGGUGACCCGGCUGGUCUCGGGGCAGCAGGACUCUGUGCAGCUGCAGCCGCUGCAGUGGAGCGCGCGGUACGAGGUGCAGAUCAGCGCCCGCAACACCCAGGGCCUGUCUGAGCCCGCCUACUACAGCUUCAACACCCCACAGAGACCCCACGUCACCGACUCUGUGCUGAAUGAUCUGGGCCUGGGUGUGGUGGUGGCGCUGGGCGUGUGUGUGGUGGUGCUGGUUCUGCUGGGCCUGGAUCUGAGCUGCUGCUUCCUGCGCCGCUCCGGCCUGCUCAUGUGCGUCACCCGCCGGCUGUGCGGCCGGAAGAGCGCCCCCUGCAGCAAGGGGAAGGAACUGGAGGAGGGGAAAGCUGCCUAUCUGAAGUUGCCUCUGAAGGAGGAGAACGGGAGGGAGGCGCUGUCCACGGAGGCGGUGGAGGAGAUGCAGGGCGGGGUAGAGCACCUGGAGGACAGGUGUGCGUAGAGGAGCCCCCCCCCCCC